AUGAGUGGCGACGACUGGACAUUUUUUUGGGUGACACGUGAAUGGAUGAAUAAUACGUUUGAUAAGUUCAAAUUUCGCGAUCAACAACAACUGAUCUGUCAUUUUCGAAAUGACUGCGAGUUGACUCGUAAAGAUAUGCUCAUCAAAAACUUCAAAAAAGCCAAAAGAAUACUCGAGAAAAGCAAUCCAACCGAUGCAGCUAGGAUGCGAUACAUUCCGGCCAGUUACGUUCUCCCGAUGGAAUAUCAUCUGUUUGUUGAAGAGUUUAAAAAGUAUCCAGCAGAUACGACUUGGAUAAUGAAGCCAAUCGCCGGCGCUCAGGGCAAAGGAAUAUUCUUGUUUCGAAAACUGAAAGACAUCACCGAAUGGAAGAAGGGCAACACUGCCAAUGAAGCACAACCUUAUGUGGUACAAUGCUAUAUUAGUAGACCGUAUCUUAUUGCGUCGAAGAAAUUCGAUAUUCGAAUCUAUGUGCUUGUCACAUCAUUCCGACCGCUGCAAGCAUGGUUACAUCGUGAAGGAUUUGCACGCUUCUCACAUUCACGCUACUCGAUGACCUCUGUUGAAGAUGCUUGUAGAGAAGUUAUCUCUCUUGAUGUGCAUCUGACGAAUGUCGCUGUAGCAAAAACUGCACCAGACUAUGAUCCCGAGCGAGGUCUCAAGUGGAAUGUCUUCAAACUCAGACGUUAUCUGACAGCAGUGCAUGGAAUCAACGCUAUCGAAAGGUUGAUGGACGAACUUGGCUGGGUAAUUAUCUCGAGUCUGCGUUCAGUGCAACAUCUUGUCAUCCAGGAUCCGCACUGUUUUGAACUGUAUGGGUAUGAUAUUCUUCUCGAUGAUGAGCUCAAACCUUGGCUUCUUGAGGUGAACGCAAGUCCAUCGCUGACAGCCUCAAGUCAGGAGGAUUUCGAGAUGAAAUAUCGCAUCCUAUCGCAUAUGCUGGACGUGCUGGAUCUAGAGAAGCGAUUAGCGAAUGAUUACAGAUUAACAGGGAGCGAGGUGACAGUUGGUGGAUUUGAUCUGUUGAUCCGUAACAACGAACCACUCGAAAUACCACCUUCCGCAAGUCGGACACACCGUUCCAGCUCGUUCUUCAUUCCAACACUUAACGUACGAUUAGGAUACUACGUUCCGCCCAUACCCGUUCCUUGA
This is a messenger RNA of Anisakis simplex (herring worm), 1152 nucleotides long. The record is from the annotation of a GenBank genome assembly. Lineage: Eukaryota; Metazoa; Nematoda; Chromadorea; Rhabditida; Anisakidae.